Molecule: messenger RNA, 2009 nt
Organism: Pygoscelis adeliae (Adelie penguin)
Lineage: Eukaryota; Metazoa; Chordata; Aves; Sphenisciformes; Spheniscidae
Gene: YIPF6
Product: Yip1 domain family, member 6
Exons: 7
Coding region: 1-759 (252 amino acids)
Biological process (GO): endoplasmic reticulum to Golgi vesicle-mediated transport
Cellular component (GO): membrane; trans-Golgi network
Source: RefSeq, a predicted model, not a curated record
AUGCAGCUCGCGCGGGAGCCACCACCGUGCAGCCAUGCCACCCUGCCGCCGAGCCCGGCGUGUCAGCCGCAUGGCAAAGCAAACACAACGGCGCCGAUGUGCAGGUUCCCAGGUCUCGCAGAUGUGUCGAUAUCUGAAGAUAUUCCAGUGGAAGGGGAGAUUACUGUUCCUGUCGGAUCUCGCUCUCCUGAUGAAGACUACUCCACGCUGGAUGAGCCUGUUAGGGAUACUAUUAUGAGAGAUCUGAAGGCCGUUGGGAAGAAAUUUGUCCAUGUCAUGUAUCCGAAAAAGAGUAGUGCGCUCCUCAGAGACUGGGAUCUUUGGGGCCCUUUGGUGCUUUGUGUCUCACUUGCACUGAUGCUUCAGGGUGGAUCAGCAGAUAGCAAGGACGACGGAGGGCCCCAGUUUGCUGAGGUCUUUGUCAUCAUCUGGUUUGGUGCAGUUGUCAUCACACUAAACUCAAAGCUUCUUGGAGGAACUAUAUCCUUUUUUCAGAGCCUGUGCGUUCUGGGUUACUGUGUCCUGCCCCUGACAGUAGCAAUGCUGGUGUGCAGGCUGGUACUGCUGGCAGGUUCUGGGACUGUCAGCUUCAUUAUACGUCUUAUUGUAGUAGUAGCUAUGUUUGGCUGGUCAACGUUAGCAUCUACAGCUUUCCUGGCAGACAGUCAGCCUCCAAACCGCAAAGCUCUUGUUGUGUACCCCAUCUUCCUCUUCUACUUUGUUAUCAGCUGGAUGAUUCUCACCUUUACACCUCAGUGAUCUCCGAUCAGAAGAGACGAGACUGUAAUACGGACUGAAGUUUUUUCAUGAACGCUGCAGUUAAUCAUUGGCUUUAUCUCUUUCUAAUUUAUAUAUAUAUAUAGAUAUUGUAAAAAGGCAGGUUAUGGGAUAAAGCCAGAGAACUGCACAAAUUGGUCAUUUGUGUGUCCCUCUUUUUGAAAGAUACAGAGGUCCGGCUGCUGAGGGGUUUUUUAUUUAGCCCUGCUCUUUAGUUGUGUUAAAUAAAAAAUGCCCACUGUGGCAGGGAUUAUUCUGCCUGAGGAACAGAGCAGGAGAUCCUGGAAUUUCAAGACGUUGGGUAGAGGAAGGUGAAAUUAUAGAAUCGCACGACUUGGCAGAAUUCUUGCUUGUGCUCGGAUUCUCGCUGAAGAUGAAUAUGCCUUAUGAAAGAAUAGACCUUCAUUGCUGUUAUGUGUGGGUAGGGAAGAAAUGUGUUUGACUCCUGUUCUUUUUCAUUCACUUAUAGAGCGGUGAAAUGUAUAUAAAGCACAUCAUAGGACUGUGAGCUAUCGCUCUGAAAUUGGAUUUCAGCAAAAAAUGAGUCGGGUCCAUUUUGCAAUUAAUUGGAGCUGGGCGGGGGGGGACUGCCUUUGCUCGUAUUCAUGUAUUGUGCAGUUAUGUUUCAUCCCUUCAGAUGUCGAGAAAGAGUCUUUCAGGCAAAUGCCUUCGGCACCAUCGUUACACUGACUAAUCCUUGUGUCGCGUGAGAGGGAGUGUGUUUACACUGGAUAGUUACAAAUCUUUUCGUGUGACCAUAGAUUAGAGAGUUAAAAGUUCUGGAGAAACAGUCAAGACUGGUUUGCAACAGGGACUUAGCUGUCACUCUGCAUAUUGAGAACGGAAAGUUGUCUGGAGAAUACCAAGUAAAGUGUGUGUGUGUGUGUAUAUACACAUAUAUGUGUUUUAAAAAAAAAAGUUUGUGAGGUAGGUUGAGGUUUUGAUCCGUAAGAUGUUUGGGUGCUAACGUACCACACCAGGACUUACGCCCGAAAGUUUUAAAAUGGGUUGGAGGAAGGAAACUAAAUCGUGAUGAAGGUGGUGGCUGCUGUGAAGUAGGAUGUGAAUUCCCGUCUUCACUGCUUGUAUGUGACUCUUCAUUUGGUUGUUUACAUGGACAGUGUUUCAACAUAAAUGCGUACAAAUUUGCAUAUUGUUUCUUUGCACUUGUAAUGACAUGUGAGAAACUUUUCUAUGGGUUUUUGGGUUUUUUUGGUUUUACGUUCGUGGGU